This is a messenger RNA of Anopheles stephensi (Asian malaria mosquito), 4676 nucleotides long. RefSeq lists its product as uncharacterized. The record is from RefSeq and is a predicted model, not a curated record. Gene Ontology annotation, biological process: monoatomic ion transport; transmembrane transport. Bases 219 to 3650 code for a protein of 1143 amino acids. Gene Ontology annotation, molecular function: monoatomic ion channel activity. Gene Ontology annotation, cellular component: membrane. Lineage: Eukaryota; Metazoa; Arthropoda; Insecta; Diptera; Culicidae. The transcript is spliced from 4 exons.
UGGAGCCGGUCUGGACCGCGUGUGCCAGUGUGCGUCUGAAGCUUGACUCGAGUGGAGCAGUAUUGAGUUGAGAUGUGCUGAGAGCGCUAGUGGGGAGAGCGGGCCUAUAGAAUCAACAGUUUGUACGGAGUCACAUGCAUCUCGUCGACAGUUUCAUUGAUACUGUUGAGCGGUUUGGAUGUCAGUGACCCUGAAGCGUGGCGCGUGUACACCCAAACAUGGGGAAAACUGGAUCACACGUGCUGAUAGACCAGCAGGAGGAAGCGAAAGGUAGAGCCAAGUUACGGCAGGAACGGAAAGCACUUGAGACGUAUUUCGAGAAACAGUUCAAGGCCACCAUCGGCAUUCUCCCGCCGACCGGUGAUAGUUUGGCGCAGUUCGAGCAACUGCUGCAAGAUGUACAGCUAACACGCCUGGAAGAACUGGUCGAAAUGAUGAAGCUGUGGGACGCUCCGAAAACGAUACCGGAACCGAAAAGCUUCCUGCACUACGCACACCUUCAACCGCUGCUGGUACAGAUGCUUGAGGAUAUCGCGCAGUAUCGCGAGUACUUGGAACGAUUUAUUGUGCGCUUCCAGGCCGAGAAUGAGUGUACUGCUCCGAAACACAAUCCACAAUCAAAGCCAGACGCCGUGAAACCAAGCUCCCCAAUACACUAUGCCGUGUUUCAGCGGAACGGCACCUUUCUCGAGUGGCUGCUCGAGCGUCCCGGCACGGACGUGAACCUGCGCAACAGCUUCAAGCAAACGGCACUGACGCUGCUGUGCGAAAGCUACGAUCAGUGUAUGCGGAAAGCGAUGCGAGCCUGUCCGCCCGGUUGGUUGGCGGAGAUACGCACGCUCAUCCUGCGGUUGCUGGCGGCCGGCGCUGACUUUAACAUCUGUAGCAGUCACAUGAAGCUGCCGUUCGAGCUGCUGCUGAAGCAUUGCGAGCACGAUGAAACGCGCACGUUCGUUGAACAGUGCGUGGAGCUAGCGCCCGGUGCGUUGGCCAUUUGCAGUAUUAACGAUCAGAACGAGCGUGUGGUUGGGUUUUACAAUAACAAUACGAAUGUGGUGGUGACGGUAGAGUUGCUGGAGAUCUUUCUACGCUACAACGAUCGCACCAACUUCUCCAAGUACGUGACGCGGUUCGAAAUUAAUGGAGCUAAUGUAAAGAAAGUGAUACGGCUGCUGCUGCAUACGGCCUGCGACCAGAAGCUACCGGACUGUGUGCGACUGAUUAUGGAUCGUGGUGAGCAGCAGAUGUUGAAGUUGGUCCAGCGGACCAAGACAACGCGAACGGGAGGACUGCCGGUCGCAGGACCCGGUAUGAGCAAUGUCACGCUGAACCGAGGUUACAGCCGCGAGGAGAGUACCUCGGAGGUGCAGAAAAGCUACGAACUCGAGCAUCGAGUCGAGCUGAAAGGCUUGCUGAAGAAGGUCUGCCUAAUGGCGGAUCUGCCCAUGCUCCAACGACUGCUGACAAAAAUCUCCGACGUGAUCGUACUGAACGAUGAUCCACUGUUGGUGGUAACGCUGAAGAAAGCGUACGAUUACAGGCAACGCGUUGAGGAACGGAAUGCUCUGCUCGCCUGUGCCGAGUACCUUGCCACUCAGGAAACGAUCUACAUGUCCAAGAAGGAUGACUCGGGCAAUACCUCACUCCAUCUGGCGCUCAAGUUUGGGUUCGAUUCGGUAGCGCUCGCCCUGUUGCGCCAACGGUACACCUAUCUCGGGAUGUGCAACAAUGACAACCUGACACCGCUCGACUACGGUACGUACGGGUUCUGGCGCAGCUAUCUCGACCAAUGCAUCGAGGUAGACUCCAAGCGCUCGAUACCGGACCGUAACGAGAUACGGUUCAAUCUGAACGGGUUCUACUCACCACUGCAAGAUAAAGCGGCACUAGCAGCGGGCACACCAACCGCCGAUGGUGCUGUCCCGACGAGCCGAUCGAGACAUAGGCAUCACAGCUGGAAGAUGGUACAGCGGGUAGAUAAGGCGCACACGCAACCGCACAAGUUUACGAGCACCAUCACCGAAAUGACAACGCUGCGGCAGAUCGCACAAUCGAAGGAACUUAAACGGCUGCUCGUGCAUCCCGUCCUGUACACGUUCAUCAUGGUCAAGUGGACGCGUUUGUGCCAUUGGAACUAUCUGAACCUACUGCUAACAGCACUGACCAUCAUUUUCUUCGGCAACUACUCCCUGACGGCUUGUUCGGCUGCCGGUCCCAGCACGGUGUUUUGGAUGUUGAGCAUCUUCGGGGUGGUGUUUGUGGUGAUUCGCGAGCUACUACAGCUACUGUUCCUACGCCGAUCGUACCUGUCCUUUGACAAUGUGCUGGACAUCGUGAAUGCGGUAGCGAUGGCUGUGGUGCUUGGGAUCGGCUGUCACGGACUGAUGUCUUCGUUCGUCAUCAUUAGCUUUGCGCUGCAGCUAACGUUUCUGCUUGGAUCGCUCCAAUCGAACAGUCUCGCCACGAUGAUGUACAUGUUUAAGACGGUGUCGAAGAACUUCAUCAAGAGCUUCCUGUUGUUUAUGCCACUGAUCGGUGCGUUUAUCUACGCGUUCCAUCUCACGUACAACCAGACGCCUGAGGAGCAGCAGGCGGUGUGCGAGAAGGACGACUGUUCCGAGGAAAACUUCAAUAACUUCCGUACGUUUUGGAACGCUACCGUGAAGACGCUGGUAAUGACGACAGGGGAGUUUGAGGCGGCGGCUAUCGAUUUCGAAGGUGGCAAGAUGCUGCUGUUUAUACUGUUCAUAUUCGUCGCACCGAUUGUGAUACUCAACUUGAUCAACGGUCUGGCGGUUAGUGAUAUUGCUGCGAUCCGGGAGGAAUCGGAGCUGAUCAGUAUUAGUAAGAAGGUGAUGCUGCUAGAGCAGUACGAGCGAGGCGUCGCGAAUGUGUAUCCGAGCUGGUUGGGCCGUUACUUUCCGAAUCCGUUCUUCUCCGACUACCAGUGCCGGAUACACGUAAAGACGAAGGAAUAUCGGAAGAUAGUAGUGCACGCUAAGAUAAAGAAGAAACCUCAACCGAAAGGUAACGCACCAGGUGCUGCUCCUAACAACGUACUCGCCGGGGUCAAGAGUCGGCUGCACGGAUCGUCACAAUGCUCCGUCCAGAUUACACCAGCGGGAAAUGCUGCCAAGCAGAGGUCGGUAGAGAAACCGCUCGCCAAGUUCCCGUGGCUGCCUACGGGUGACUCGUGCAAUUACAUACUAGACGUCCGCAUCUUCCGGCUUGCACUGUUCAUGCGCCUGGACCAAUCGAUCGUAGACGAAGCGUUGGCGAUUAUCGAGAAGCAGCAAGCAAUCGCUUCAGUCGUCGCCACGAAGAGCAUCCCCACCACCGGGUCAUCUUCAACGCCACCGAGCAGCAUCGUUGCUGCCACCGGUCGCCAGCAGCGCACUAUUAGCCCGCGACCUGCGAAAAAGAAGCGCAGCGGCAGUGACACAGUCUCGGAAGAUGACAUUCCGCGCGAACUUUCCGAGGUGAAGCGUCAGCUGAAAGCGGUGGUGGAGCUACUGCGCCGCAAGGAGCAGCAGGAAAAGGGCCGCGGUAAACAGCUUGCCCGCGAUAAGGCGUUAAAGCGCAGGGCUAGGAAGCGUACGCGAAAGGGUUUAAAGAAGGCAAUAACCGACCAGCAGAUGGGUGAUCAGUAGAUAAGACCAGUGCGCGUUUAAGAUAGUUUCGUUUAGGUCGAUAAGAUAAGGGCGCGGCUAGUGGCUAGCGGGUACCUACCUUACUAGCAAACAAUUAGCUACAGUAGAGGACGCGAGUAGGGUGAGAUAUCGGUCACGAUUGUUUGCGUUGCGUGUUACAGCUUCACACAACAACCUGAGCUGUGUGCAGUUUUAUUGCAACGCUCACUCUCUCCCAACAUCCUCUAGUUCCAGCAGACGUUCAACGCGACAAGUGAUUGGUGUAUGCAUCGUGGUGUUACUCUUAUCUCGUCUCGGCUGGUGCGCUAGUUGCUCAGUUUUAUUCAGCCCGUCCGCUUACACCAGACCCGUCAAGUGCCAGAUUCGUCCAUGUUAUUAUUAAACAACUGUUCACACUGAAGCUGGUGUGAAAAUAAUUCUACAUCGAAGAAAGAAGGGCACAAAAAAUGGAACAGGGAAAAGUCAAAAAUCCAAUUCGAACAACGUGCUCUGUCAACCUGUUAAAAUUAUGCCCGCGCGUCAAAGAGCGGCUGAUGAAAAUGUACAAUCAUAUAAUGAUCUGAUUUGGGUUAGCCGUCUACACCGGGGGACGGGGGUUCGGGAAUCUGGAUAGGGGUCCGGACUAUGGUAAGUAAGGGGAUGUUGUUGUUUUUUUCUUCACUCUCUCUCUCCUCUAUACAGGGUUAUCACCUCCUGCUUUGUUGGGACGAAUUUGUGCAAUUUUCAACCAGAACCAAGGGGGUUGAGGGCCGGAAGAGAGCAGGUAUAGGGAGACAUCCGAGACAAAAAAAGACUUCCCCCUUUUUUGCGUACUCUUUGGCGGGUUCUUUUUUCUCCUGGAACUUGGAAUCGUUUCACUUAGACAGGUUUUUUUGCUGUUGCUGCUGCUGCUGCUGUGUCCUCGGAAUAUCUGGACGUCUUUUUAGGGUGCACGCAACACUCACUGCGCUCAACUAUUAGCAUGCAAAUCUAUGCAAAUUAUGUUUAUAAUAGUGUCAAUAAAUUGUGAAAAUUCGUAAAUUAUAA